CUCCCGGGCGGGCGAAGUCGCGACUGCCAUUCCGCAGACUGAGGCGGGAGGCGGCGGGUUCAGCUGGAAGCGGCCGAGCUCGGAGCCGCUGCGGCUCUUCCCACCCGCUUCGCCCCGCCGAGCCGACCUACGGCUUCCCGCGCGGCAUGAUCCGGGUCCAACGAGGUGGAGGAGUCGGCGGUAUUGGGGGAAGCCGCGGCCUUGGCACUAUGGAAGUGAAGAGCAAGUUUGGUGCAGAGUUCCGACGGUUUUCUUUGGAAAGAUCAAAACCUGGCAAAUUUGAGGAAUUCUAUGGAUUACUUCAGCAUGUUCACAAAAUACCCAAUGUUGAUGUCUUAGUUGGAUAUACAGACAUUCAUGGAGAUCUCCUACCAAUCAAUAAUGAUGACAACUACCACAAAGCAGUCUCUACUGCUAAUCCUUUGCUUCGGAUUUUUAUUCAGAGAAAAGAAGAUGCAGACUACAGUGCCUUUGGGACAGAUACCAUGACAAGGAAGAAAAAUGUCUUAUCAAAUGUGCUGCGUCCAGAUAACCAUAGGAAAAAGCCACACAUUGUUAUUAGCUUGCCACAAGACUUCAGACCAGUGUCUUCUAUUAUAGAUGUGGACAUACUUCCAGAAACUCAUCGCAGAGUGCGGCUUUAUAAAUACGGAACUGAGAAGCCUCUAGGAUUUUAUAUACGUGAUGGCUCUAGUGUCAGAGUAACACCUCAUGGGCUAGAAAAAGUACCUGGUGUAUUCAUAUCCAGGCUAGUUCCUGGAGGCCUGGCUCAAAGUACAGGCUUACUGGCUGUUAAUGAUGAAGUCCUAGAAGUGAAUGGUAUAGAAGUUUCAGGAAAAAGCCUUGAUCAAGUUACAGAUAUGAUGAUUGCAAACAGUCGUAAUUUGAUAAUUACUGUGAGACCAGCAAACCAGAGGAACAAUGUUGUUAGGAACAGCCGGACUUCUGGUAGCUCAGGACAGUCUACUGAUAACAGCCUUCCAAGUUACACUCCACAUAUUGUGCCACGCUAUCAACCUGAAGAAGAAGACAGUGAUGAAGAUGAUAUAAUCAUUGAAGAUAAUGGUGAGCCACAGCAAAUUCCAAAAGCUGCUCCUUCCAGUGAAAGCCUGGAUUCACUGACACAAACUGAAACCCAUCAUGAAUCAAUGCAAAAUGGUUUCAUUUCUUCCAGGGAAGCAAACUUGUACUGUUCAACAAGCAGCAUUAAUGUGGAAUUUGAAAUCCAGGAUUCUGACCAAAAGACCUUAGAAGAAGAUGGGACAAUCAUCACAUUGUGAAAGUACUUCAUUUGCUUUUUCAAAUUAAGAGGCCAAAAACUAUAUUUACUUGGCUGCACCUAUACAGUAUAUACCUCUCAAGUGCUAUAUUUCAGUGGCUUUUUAUAUUAGCAGAAUGGAGUUAUGAUUCACUUCAUUUGUUCCAUUUUGAUAUCUAGCUGAGUAAUAUUUUUGAAACAUGGGCUGGCUUUCAUCUUACGUUUUCAAGACAGAACAGUGAUCCUAUUGCUGAGAAUGGUCUGAUGUACUUUUUCCGUUUAUAAGAACCAGUUUUUGGAUCUUUUCUUGGGUCUAUCUGCAUAUUUUUAUUUUAUUAUAUGCAUCUUGAAGUCAAAUGAGAUCCAGCCCAAGGAAUGCCUUAUUUCAACUUAAAAAUAUUAAUGAAAUAAAGUAAUUAAACAUGAGAUACCACCAUUUUAACCCAUCUCCCAAUACGUAUUAAUUAAAAGGUUAUAGAAUGAUUUAUAAUAGAUCAGUUUUCAUAACUCUUAAUGCAAUUAUUCAUACAACUAUAUUUUGGAUUUACUAAUGUAAUGGUUAGUUGGGAGGUAUAACAUUGGUUUUUAAUUUAUGAAUCUUUGACUGUAUUGUGAUUUAUUCCUGGUGCUGGAGGAAUACAUUUCCACUGGAUAAGUUAACUUAUUAAAAGCCAGUUAAAUUGUUUCUCUGGGUCUAUCAUAUUUAGUUAUGUACCCAUUCAGUGAGAAAUGGUGUGAUUAUAAAUGCUAGAUGGUCGGAUCUGUCUGUCCCUUUAAUUCCUCACAGCGACCUAACCUAGCAUAGUUUGGGUCAUUCAGUGGAAUUAAAAGAAUGCUCACUGCUGCCUGGAGCAGUACCAGUACAACCAGGUAAACAACCAAGAUUCCUUAAGAGAAGAGCAGGGCCAUUAAAGAACACUUUGCCCAUGGGCCACCAAGCCCAGAAGUUGACCCUGUGGGGUUUUAUUAUAUCUAUAAUGUGAAUGUUUUUUGUGGUGUUUUUAAUUCUGAAUGCAAGUCGUAAUGAUCAAUUUGGCAAUCAAAUAUCUUAUGUAUAGUUUUUUUUUAACGAUUAGAAGGGUCUUCUACAGUGGAAGAGAUCCUUAAAGAAGGCAAGUUCUAUUAUCAUAAACAUGGGAAAUAUCAUUUGAACUUCUUUCCCUUUGACAAAAGGCUUUUUUUCUAUAAAGCUCUUAGCCAAGGAAUUUUAUAUUUAACCUUUAGGCAUAUGUUUAUACCUUUUUCUUCAUGUAAUUGUGAUUGAGGUACAAUCCAGAAUUGAAGGAAAAGAAUGAUUCCACAAAAGAAAUUAUUACCUGUGUGUAUGUUCAGUACUACUGUGAAUUAGGUUGAUGAAUUAUAUUGUAGAUGUUAAACUUUUAACUAUCACAGAAGCAUGGAACCCAAAACCUUCGUGAAAGAACUGGAUAUUAAUUUAUUCUGGCAAUAUAUUGGUUGCUGUGCUGCUUAACUCCUUGAUUCUGAUUUUUUGACAUUUCUAUUGCAAUUAUGUUUCACCAUUUUGCAUCUAUUAUGUUGCAGUUACAGACUUAAGGAAAUGUUUAUUAUACUGUGCUUAAUUUCCAUUCCUUAAGAUUGUAGCCUCAAUCAGGUAGCUUGUAUUAUGAGAUGAAUGUGUACGUUAUAAAUAAAUAUAUGUUGUAUAUAAAUAUACACACACAUGUAUACGUGUGUGUGUGUACCUGUAAAACAACUUUGUUUUUGAAGCAGCAUCAUGUCUAAGAAAACUAAAACUCUGAGUUUGGCAAAAUCUUUGAACACUAUAGAGGGAAAGAGGGUACUGCUUACUGCAACUAAAAUGACAGGCUGCAUUGCAUGAUUGCAACGCAAUGCAGUUGCCAAGAUGACAGAAUUGUAGAGUUUUAUGACUACCGUGUUCUUACUACAUCUUCAAAAAUCAAGCUAUUUAAACAUAAUAUAGUACAUACUAGCUUGAGAUGUAUAAUUAUAGAGAGAUAUCUCAGGCACAGUACUGAGCUUCAGUAUAAGAUAAAUGGCAUACUACCUCUAAGCCUUUAUCAGUUAGCCUUGCUGGCUGGGGAAUUCUGGGAGUUGAAGUCCAUGUAUCUUAAAGUUGCCAAGGUUGAGAAACACCAAGUUAGCAUUUUGUGGGGGAGAAGGAAAAGGGGCAUUCUCCAACUAGAACAGUGUUUCUCAAUCUCAGCAACUUUAAGAUGUGUGGACUUCAAAACUGGCUGGGGAAUUCUGGGAGUUGAAGUCCACACAUCUUAAAGUUGCAAAACACUGGACUAGAGAGAUAGCUAAGGGUUUGACCUAUGAACAACUUUUUAAAACAAAAAAUUGGUUAAGAUAUUUAGACUGGUCUGCAAGGCACCCUGGUUUUCUCCCAGAUUCUUUAUAUAUGCAUCGCACUCAGCUUUUUAUUGAAGCUUCUCUAUUAUAUGUAUGAGUGAAUAAUUGUAUUGUUUCAUCAGAGAAUCAAAAUUCUUUAGAUGCUUUUGAUCCUUUAAAACAGAGGCAAAUUUUAAACCUCUUCCCCUGUAGUUUGGCAUCAGAUUAGCCUCUUAAGUGCACCUUAUCUGAACAAAAGCAAAACGUGGCUACAAUGAUAGACUUUUUUGGAGCUGAUUUUUAGUUCCAGAUGAAGUCAAGCUGAACUGUGAAAUCUUUGUUCUUCCAUAAAUACGUUGUUUAGGAUUUUGUCAUGUACUGUUCCGACUUACAUAUUUUCUAAUUAAAAACUUUAUGCAACAUAAUUUUUACAUGAACAUGUAUAGAAUCUCAAAUGUCAGUAUUUUUCUUACCACAUUAAUGUAUGAUGUACCUCUGUACGACUAAAUGAAUUUUGAUUUUACAAAAAUCAAUUGGCACUAAUCAUAUGCUAGUCAUAUUUUUUAGAAACUUGGUAAUAAAAAUUAUGACUAUUGCUAA
Molecule: messenger RNA, 4171 nt
Organism: Candoia aspera
Lineage: Eukaryota; Metazoa; Chordata; Lepidosauria; Squamata; Candoiidae
Gene: PARD6B
Product: par-6 family cell polarity regulator beta
Exons: 4
Coding region: 147-1280 (377 amino acids)
Biological process (GO): regulation of cellular localization; establishment or maintenance of cell polarity; centrosome cycle
Cellular component (GO): cell cortex; apical plasma membrane; nucleus
Molecular function (GO): protein binding
Source: RefSeq, a predicted model, not a curated record